This is a messenger RNA of Xenopus laevis (African clawed frog), 4647 nucleotides long. RefSeq names its product 1-acylglycerol-3-phosphate O-acyltransferase 3 S homeolog (gene agpat3.S). The record is from RefSeq and is a predicted model, not a curated record. The transcript is spliced from 9 exons. Gene Ontology annotation, cellular component: endomembrane system; endoplasmic reticulum. Gene Ontology annotation, molecular function: 1-acylglycerol-3-phosphate O-acyltransferase activity; acyltransferase activity. Lineage: Eukaryota; Metazoa; Chordata; Amphibia; Anura; Pipidae. The coding region runs from base 543 to 1673 and encodes 376 amino acids.
CUCACCUGCUGUGUGAGUGUGUGGGAGCCCCCAGAGCAGUCGUAGGACCCCGUGCAAUAGAACUGCAACAAAUAAUAAGGGAAGAUAGCACCCAGUUAGCACCAAGAGAGUAAAUAUCCUGCCCCUUCCCCUGGAGCAAGAGGAAGUUCUCAAGGGCACAGCCUGGGGCAUCAAGGAGACGAUUAACAUCAGCGCUGCUCUAGGAAAGGACCCUCCUGCCUUGUCUGGAUCCUCAGAGCAGAACCCGAGCUGAACCCACUGCUGCCACCUUUACCCCCUGAACUGCUUUCCCCAGUAGCCGGGUUUCUGUCCUUUGCUGAUUCUUUUUCUGUGGCCCACCCAGAAGCAACAGCUGUCCCCCUGUGUUGGUGAGGCGGCGAGACCUCCCAGUCCUAUCCCAGCAUGUUGGCUAAUCAGUCUGCCAUCUGUCUCUUCUCUGGCGUGUGCGCCACUCUCUUUGCUCUGGCACUCCUCUACUAUCUGUACUGGACGGUGACACUAAGUGAGGGUCCGUGCAAGCGAUUCUGAUCCACACCUGCAGGAUGGGGCUCUGGGGGUUCCUGAAGACUCAGUUUGUGGUCCACCUCCUCAUUGGCUUUGUGUUUGUUAUGAGCGGCCUGAUUAUCAACUUCCUGCAGCUCUGCACCCUGCCUCUAUGGGGCAUCAACAAGCCGCUAUACCGCAGGAUCAACUGUCGCAUGGCCUACUUGCUAUGGAGCCAACUGGUGAUGCUUUUGGAGUGGUGGUCCGGCACCCAGUGCACCCUCUUCACUGACCAGCAGACCAUCGAUCACUUUGGGAAGGAGCACGUUAUUGUAAUCCUUAAUCAUAACUAUGAAAUUGAUUUCCUGUGCGGCUGGACUAUGUGCGAACGCUAUGGCGUCCUGGGGAGCUCCAAGGUACUGGCAAAGAAUGAGCUGCUGAUGGUGCCGCUGAUUGGCUGGACCUGGUAUUUCCUGGAGAUUGUAUUCUGCAAACGCAAGUGGGAGGAGGACAGAGAUACCGUGAUCCAGGGGCUCAGGGACUUGAGGGACUACCCAGAAUACAUGUGGUUCCUGCUGUACUGUGAGGGCACCCGAUUCACAGAGACCAAGCACAAAAUCAGUAUGGAGGUGGCGGAUAAGAAAGGCCUCGCUCGUCUCAAACAUCAUCUCUUGCCUCGUACCAAAGGGUUCACUACUGCAGUCCAGUGUCUGAGAGGCACAGUCUCAGCGGUGUAUGAUGUAACAUUAAAUUUCCGCGGGAACAAGAAUCCAUCCUUGCUGGGUAUUCUGUAUGGGAAGAAGUAUGAGGCCGAUAUGUGUGUAAGACGCUUCCCUAUAGAAGAGAUUCCCGAGGAUGAGCAGGAGGCAGCUGGUUGGCUGCACAAGUUGUACCAGGAGAAGGAUGCUUUGCAGGAGCAGUACAUUCAGGAGGGAACCUUUCCAGGAACCCAGUUUGUGCCCCCCAGGCGGCCUUGGACUCUUCUUAACUUUUUAUUCUGGGCUACACUGCUCUUAUCCCCUCUGUUCUCAUUCGCAAUCGGGAUCUUUGCCAGUGGAUCUCCCCUCCUUAUCCUUUCCUUCAUGGGCUUUAUGUGGACAGCCUCAUUCGCAGUGCGGCGCCUGAUUGGUGUGACGGAGAUCGACCGGGGAUCAAGUUACGGGAAUCAUGAGGUGAAGAAGUCGAUUUAGCUGCAGGGAAACACUGGCACAACCUGGACUUUAUCUUUUUAUUUCUUACUAAUGUGACCUGAGGAGGAGGAGGAGGAAGCUCAUAUGGGCCACACAGUGACUUUAAGAGCCAAUAGGAUCCCGCCAUUACAUAGGCGCAAGCAAACCUGCUUACUGCCCACAACACCAGUGACUGUAUUAAUUCCUUUUCAUGCUGCAUAAUUUCUCAUCACAAGCCAUCCUGUAAUCAUGCACCCAGGGGGAACUCAUUCUCCAGACAUAUAAUACCCCACUCUCUGCUGCUGCGCACCUCUCUGAGCCAGACCCCCCCCUCCACCUUAUGAGAUCUUCUGGCCGUCAAAGGGGCCACAGGAGGCCCCCAGAAAACGCAGCAUUUUCUCUGCAUGGAAAAAAAACACACACCAAUCUGCUCUCCUCUGCAUAGAACAAAGCAUGAUGAGACUGUGGAAGGACAGACUGCUCUGCGACUAGAUUUGGAGAGGAGUGUGCAAGGGCUCUGCUCUAAUUGUGCACACACAACACUACACCACUGAGUUUUUUUUUUUUGUUGAAGCCCUGCUCUGAGGUACAAAGGUACAAGGUUAGGACCCCCUUAACCUUGAACACCCCUUAGCAACUAUUCCAACAAUAUCUGCAGUGCUCACCCUGAAUCUCACACUGGGCUUCCAGGACUGUCUAGAAGAACAAAUGGUAUCCUCUCCAAAUCUCACCCCUAAACUUGCCAUUUGGCAGGCCCCCUCCCUUUGCUACACGCACACUACCUCGCGGCUCGGUAUACACACACUGUUUGGGAAGGGGGCAAAGUUCUAUACUUUGUAUAGUGGGUCCCCGCUGAGCAGGAGCUGGGUUUCCAGUCAGGGGAGGGUGAAGCCAGGAACAUGGUGCCAACUAGCUGGCCUGUGUUGCAAAGUGAGGUGACUUUAACAUGUAUUUGCACAGGGUACUGAUGGGGGGGGGGGGUGUGUGUGUGUGAACAAUUCUGAUAGAAACCCAAUUUAAAACAUAUAGCCAAUGGUAGUUACGUUAGAUAUAGCCCCUCACCUGAGGCACCUCCCUUCUUGUGCUUCCCACUAAUUUUACAGGAAACAGAGAAGGGAAUGCAGCUGUGUGCAGCCACGGGUCAUUAAGCAUGGGGGGACGGGACCCAAUAUUUCCCAAAUUGUUUUCCCAAAUUCCCUCUGAGACACUGUCUCAGAAUAUUUUGGAUGUGGUCUGGGGGUCCAACAUCUCUGAACUUCCUAACUACCACCCUCAGUUUUGCUAUUCUGUUAGCCAGAUUUAGGCCAUGUGGCCCCUUUAGGGUUUAAUGCUGCCUCUGCCUGAGGAUAGCAGUAGAUCUAGAUAGAGGUGGUGUCAGACAUAAUCAUGAUGUUCAUUUAAAGGCAUAUCGUCAUCCCAUAGAGUGGAGUAACUAAUGUAGGGGCUAAUCCUAUGGGCUUACACGUGUGUCCUAGAGCAGUGUGUGUGAAUGUGUGCAAGGGCCACAUCUCAGGACCAACUGGAGCGAUUGUGCAUCAGAAUGUUCUCUCUCAUCAUGGAAGAAACCUCACUUGCACAGUGAUCCUCUGGUAGAUGUGACCCUGUGUGUGUAUGUGGCCCAUCUGCUGGGUACUUACUGGUGUAACGGUUUAAUCAAAGCUCUGCACUAUUUGUCAUGUUCCCGCUGAAAGCUCUGUGCAGUGGGUCCGUUGCCUGCUCUCCCAAUGUGAAUGGUGCACCCACUAAAAUAUGUGAAUUUCUUGCACAGAGGGAAUGGUGCACCCGCUGAGAACUGUGUAUCUGUUGCACUGAGUGAAUGGUGCACCCACUAAAAUCUGUGCAUAAAAGGAGUGUAAGGGAGGUCUUGGUGAAUGAUUUGCUUGCUGAGAGUCGUGUCUCAUGUAUGAGUGUUAUGUGCUGCUCUGUUGUAUGUGCUCUCCUAGAGAAUGGGCUGCAGUGUGUGAUUGUGGUGAGGGAGAGGUACAUGGUGCUCCCAUUAUAGUGAAUGCACAAGCAUGUGGACUACUGAUUAAUGCUGGAUAUGGUCUGUGAAUGAUGCCCCUGGGGCUUAGUAUUAUUAUAUAGUGUUACUUUUCUUAUUUAAUGUUCCCUUCAGCAUGUGAGACAGUUACAUAGUUACCCCAUAGUUGCACUAAUGUUCCCCCUUUGGGGUCCCAGACUGGUGUGUGUCCUCCUUCAAAAGGUGCAGGUGCCCUGUGUAUUCCCCGUCCCUCUCCUUCUCGGGGCACCUGCACCUUUCGGUGUUGUGAGUCUGUUGACCACGUCAGGGUAGGAGCCAGUGUAUAUUCCCUGCCCUGUGUUAGUUCAUUCUGCUGCUGAUACUGAGAAGCUGUGGUCCCCUGGAGCCUCAGACAUUUUAUGAAUGGAGCUGCUUAGGAGGGGCUGCUGUUGUGCACACUAGGGUGUAGGAAUUGGUGACUAGAGAAGGGAGAGAGCAGGGGUCACCCUGACGUUUGUGUGUAGGGGGAGUGCUGAUUGUAUGGGUAGCGCUGAUUGUAUGGUGUGUAUAUGGAAUGAAAGCUGUAUUUGGCAUUUACAUGCUGCACGUGUUUGUACACAAGGGGGGAGCUGCUCCUGUGUGAGUGUUUGUACACAUGGGGGGGUAUCUGUGUACUCUGCUUUCAGUUCACAUAUUUCUGCCCAUUUUUCACCCAUGUAACGAUCGACUAGGAGUAAUAAAUAAUACGUGAACUACAGUGUGCGACUCCUAAAUGGGUGUGUGGGCAGGACACUGACACUGCUCAUUCUGGAGACACAGAUUUGUGAGGGAGGACAUGGAGUUGCACUUACACACCCUUCAAUAGGUGCAACAGGAAUUACAGGCACAAGAGUGGUGGCGGGGUGUCUUUACCAAAGUGGGUACAGGCACAUUAUAAUGGUGUCAAUGCUGCCCCUGUACUGCUGUGCCUAGGGAUUGCGAGGGUGCCACUAGAGUACAUCAUCACUGUGGGAUUAAAGAUCUAAAUGGAAUGUG